Messenger RNA from Coniophora puteana RWD-64-598 SS2, 1631 nucleotides. Its product is annotated as DUF185-domain-containing protein. The coding region runs from base 258 to 1625 and encodes 455 amino acids. The record is from RefSeq and is a predicted model, not a curated record. The transcript is spliced from 3 exons. Gene Ontology annotation, cellular component: mitochondrion. Gene Ontology annotation, molecular function: protein-arginine omega-N symmetric methyltransferase activity. NCBI's taxonomy places the organism in Eukaryota, Fungi, Basidiomycota, Agaricomycetes, Boletales, Coniophoraceae.
GAUUCGCGUCCUCCUCCGCAUGUCACGCACUGCGAAGACAAACAUGCCGCCCCCACCUCCGGGCCUUUCUCUCCUCGACCCCGCCGUUGCACAACUCGAACACUUCGAAUAAGAGCUCACGUCCGUCCCGCCCGCCAGACAAGAUCAACUACAACACGUCCCUCUCCUUCACCGAGGACCCCGGUGAAUAUGUCAACUACCGGACCGUCACCGCCAACGAGCUCAGCGCCUCGUCUGCUCCGCCGACGCGCGUCAAGAUGCUCGUGCGGGACUACAUCGAGGACGCGCUCUACAACCCGCAUUACGGCUACUUCUCCCGCAAGGCGCAGAUAUUCACGCCGCCAGGCGGCUCGCACUUUGACUUUGGCGCGUACAAGGACAGCACCCAGUUUGAGGUCGCCGUGGCGAAUCGCUAUGUGGAGUUGACUCAGGGCGACAAGCGUGCGGGCGGGAAGCAGUUGUGGCACACGCCGACGGAGCUGUUCAAGCCAUGGUAUGGUCAAGCUAUUGCUCAGUGCUUGGUCUCGGAAUAUUUGCUCAAGUACUUCCCCUAUGAAGACUUGGUCAUCUACGAGUUAGGUGCCGGAAACGGGACGCUUGCUGAAGACAUUCUCGACUUCAUACGGGUGCAGUAUCCGGAAGUGUACGAACGCACGCGGUAUACAAUCAUUGAGAUUAGCACGAGCUUGGCAAGACAGCAGAGACGGAGAUUGUACAACAAGCACAAGAGUAUACAGGUCAUCAACAAGAGUAUAUUCCACUGGGACAAGCGCGAAGAGUCUCCAUGUUAUGUUGUAGCCAUGGAAGUAGUGGACAACUUCGCCCAUGAUGUUGUGCGGUAUGACCUCCAUACCCUAGAACCCUACCAGGGUCUGGUAGCCAUCGACGAGUAUGGCGACUUCAACCCCUUCUACUCGAAACUCACCGACCCUACCAUCCGCUCAUACCUGUCACUACAACGCGAGCUUGGAUAUCCUCCGUCUCUUGGGCGCCUACUUGGCGUCCCCAUCCUCCGCAAAGCCUUCGCCAACAUGCCGUUCGCGCCCAACAUGUCCACACCGGAAUACGUGCCCACGCGGCUGUACUCGCUUGUCCGCGUGCUGCGGGACCAUUUCCCGCGGCACCGGCUCCUGCUCUCUGACUUUUCGUCGCUUCCCGAUGCAAUAGAAGGCGUCAACGCGCCGGUCGUGCAAACACGGUUGGACGGCACGAUGGUCCCGUGCACGACUUUAUUCGUCACACCGGGCUACUUCGACAUCAUGUUUCCGACGAAUUUUGAGCAGUUGCGGGACAUGUAUGAGCAUGUACUCUCGCAGCCGUACAUAGCCGGCUGGGGGGCAGAUCUGGACUCGGACGCCAGCGAGACGCCGUCCGACGCGUCGUCACCACGUUCGCAAUCACCAGGGGUGUUGUCAGGAUACUUCUCGUCGUUCCAUCCGGCAUCGAGGCGGAUACCGAUGGACGGGAUCGCGUCGGCGAGCGGGCUGCCCGUGGGCGAGCGCAAGUCGAGCGUGUUCACGCACGCCGAGUUCCUCCAGACGUACAGCGAUCUCAGCCGUACACAGCUCCGGAGUGGGGAGAACCCGAUGGUCGACUUUUACAAGAAUGUCAAAUUUUUAUUCUAAUAUCAC